Molecule: messenger RNA, 1478 nt
Organism: Triticum aestivum (bread wheat)
Lineage: Eukaryota; Viridiplantae; Streptophyta; Magnoliopsida; Poales; Poaceae
Product: protein FAR1-RELATED SEQUENCE 6-like
Exons: 4
Coding region: 18-1478 (486 amino acids)
Biological process (GO): regulation of DNA-templated transcription
Molecular function (GO): zinc ion binding
Source: RefSeq, a predicted model, not a curated record
AAUCUUGGCUCUGUUGUAUGUCAUACAAACCACCAAAUGCUAUCAUCACUGACCAAUGCAAGGCAAUGCAAAAUGCUAUUGAAGAGGUUUUCCCUCAAACUCGUCAUAGAUGGUGUAUAUGGCAUAUCAUGAAGAAGAUUCCUGAAAAGCUUAGUGGUUAUGAGAAGUAUGAAAAGAUUAAAUAUACUUUGUCAAAUGUUGUGUAUGAUUCCUUGACCAAACAUGAUUUUGACAAAGCUUGGGCAGAGAUGAUCAAUAAAUAUGAUCUUCAGGACAAUGAAUGGCUUGCUGGAUUAUAUGAUAAUAAAAAUCGAUGGGUGCCAGCAUAUGUAAAAGAUACAUUUUGGGCAGGAAUGUCUUCAACACAAAGGAGUGAGAGUAUGAAUUCUUUCUUUGAUGGCUAUGUCAAUGCUAGAACAACUUUGAAGCAAUUUGUGGAUCAAUAUGAAAAUGCAUUAAGAUACAAGGUAGAGAAAGAAAACAAAGCUGAUUCUAAGUCGUUCCAAGAGGAAAUUCCAUGCAUUACUCACUAUGACUUUGAAAAGCAAUUUCAAGCAGCAUAUACCAAUGCAAAGUUUCAAGAGUUUCAAGAGCAAUUAAGGGGUAAAAUCUAUUGCUAUCCAUCUCUGCUGAACAAACAAGGGUCACUUUUCUCAUUUGGAGUCAGUGAGGACCGCAAGAUUUUUUUUGAAGGGGAGGAUGGCGAGAUUAAAGAGAAAUGGAUUGCUUCAGAGUUCACGGUCUUGUUCAACCAAGAGGAAUGUGAUGUGCAGUGUAUUUGUAGACUUUUUGAAUUUCGAGGCAUCUUGUGUAGCCAUAUCAUUUCUGUGCUUGCUCUCAUGAAGAUUAGAGAUGUACCUUCUAGGUAUAUAUUGCAGCGAUGGAGAAAGGAUUUUAAGCGCAAACACACAUUUAUUAAAUGCUCCUAUGGUGAUAUGCUGAAUACACCAGUCGUGCAGCGUUAUGAUGAUUUGUGCAAGCGUUCCCGCGAAGUGGCAGAGAAAGGUGCAGAGUCUGAUACAUUGCGUGACUUGGUGAUGGAUGGCCUUGAUGAGUUAGAAAGAAAGAUUGAGGCAUAUUGUGCCAGCCAAGAUGUUCAGGAAGAUGGUCCAACUUCAAAGCAAGAAGAUACAAUGCUAAAUAAAGAAAAACUUGUACUCAGUCCAAUCCCUGUUCGCAGUGUAGGCCGUCCUCCUUCAAAGAGAAAGAUGUCUAAAGUGGAUCAAGUGAUCAAAAAAUUGAGAGCAAAGAAGCGGCAUGUGCCGAAAACUACAACCAAAGUGCCAUCUCAAAAGCAGGGAAAGGGAAAUGCUCACUAUGAAGGAUGUGAGGCUGGAAGUUUUUUGUUCUUUCCAAAUGAGUUCCAGGAGCUACAAACAAAUGAACCUGCUACACCAACUCAUAUCAUGUCUUACAUUGAUAUUCUCCAGGGAAAGAAAGAUGUCAUGGACUUGCUCGCUGCUAAUCUGAAUGGAUGA